AUGGUCAGCACCCGCUCCUCGUCAUCACGCGCCGGCAGCGCCGCCCCUGAGACCCCCGCCCCCGCGACGCCCUCGUCGCCUCCGCGCGCCGCCGUCACCAAGCGCACCCCGGCCGCCGCCAGCCGCCGCAGGUCGCUCUCCAGGCCGGCCGCCUCCUCCUCCUCGUCGUCCUCGCUCGCCUCGCCCGGCGGGUGGUCGCACGCGCCCGACGCGCCCACGCUCUUCUGGCUCGGCGUCUCCCUCCCGCUCGUCAUCUGGGACACGGUCUACGUGCUCGGCCGCCCGCACACCAUGGAGCACGGCUGGCUGCACUGGCCGCUCUGGUCGCCCUACAAGCUCUACGGCGAGGUCGACCACGUCUACGGCUGGAAGGCCUUUCACGCCAAGAGCGGCUUCACCGCCGCCCAGGGCGCCCUCAACGCCGUCGAGACGCUCAUGUACCUCGCCUACGCCUGGGCCUUCUUCACCAAGGCCGUCGACGGCGGCGGCGGCGCAGGCGGCAGGAGGGCAAUCACGGGUCGCUGCGGCGCCCAGGCCGUCCUGAUCGGCUUUAGCGCCGCCGUCAUGACGCUCUCCAAGACGAUUCUCUACUGGCUCAAUGAAUACUAUAGCGGCUUUGACAACAUUGGCCACAAUGACCUCGUGAGCCUCGUCUUUCUCUGGAUCAUUCCCAACGGCGCUUGGCUCGUCGGCUCGACCUGGAUGAUCUACUCUCUCGGCAGCGACAUUCUCCGAGGCAUCGAGACUGCCUCCCAUGUCAAGACCGAGUAG
Messenger RNA from Akanthomyces muscarius, 771 nucleotides. RefSeq lists its product as uncharacterized. The record is from RefSeq and is a predicted model, not a curated record. Lineage: Eukaryota; Fungi; Ascomycota; Sordariomycetes; Hypocreales; Cordycipitaceae. The transcript has 3 exons. Bases 1 to 771 code for a protein of 256 amino acids.